Poecile atricapillus (Black-capped chickadee) is the source of this 1225-nucleotide messenger RNA. RefSeq names its product basic proline-rich protein-like. NCBI's taxonomy places the organism in Eukaryota, Metazoa, Chordata, Aves, Passeriformes, Paridae. The record is from RefSeq and is a predicted model, not a curated record. The transcript is spliced from 2 exons. The coding region runs from base 1 to 714 and encodes 237 amino acids.
AUGCCCGCGCGGCGCCGGGCGCGCCGCUUGUGGUCACGUGUCCCCCGGGGCCGGCGCGAGGAGACGCGAUUGGCUGAGCCCGCGGUUCCGGCCGCCCGCCGCCAGGGGGCGCUCGAGGGGAAGCGCGGCCCCUCUCUCCUGGGCGCGGCGGCGCCUGCGCAGCGGGGCGGCAGUGGCCGGGCGCACGCGGCGGCGCGAGCGGGGCCAGCGCGGGAGUGCGGGGCGCGAGCGCAGCGCGGGACCCCCCCGGGCCGCAGCCAGGUACCGCCGCGCGCCCCGCCGCGCACUCUGCCGCGCGCUCCGCCUCCUCCCGGGCGGCGCGCGGGGCCCGCGGCACCGGCACCGCUCGGGGCCGGGCCCGGCCUGACGGCACCGGCACCGCGCCCGCAGCGCCCCGGGCCUCCCGCCGGCGCCGCGCCGGAGACGGGCUUUGCCGGGCCCCCUCUCCGGCGUGGCGGCGGUCAUGGGGCAGCGCCCGUACCGGCGGUGGUCGGGCCGGCUCCGUUUCCGCCAGUUGCAGCAGACGUGCGGCCGCGAGGGCCUCGGUCGAGGCGUGUCCAGCCUCUGGAAAAGAUGAAUUCCAGCUCCGGCGCGCUGGCCUCUGGAGCAGGUCUUGCAGGAUUACUUGAACGUCUUGUGCUGAGUUUAAAAGUCAUCUGGAGUCUGCUUCUCCUCAGUACUACAGAAGCUUCCAUCUGCCUCUUCUUUUCUUAGCCUCACAUGUUGUUUUAUUAUAUACAUACAAAAUCCUUCAUAAGCACUGCAGGCUUCUCUCCUAUGUCCUCCUGCGCUUCCAGUCCGAUUGAUGGUCCUUGAGAGUCCCUUCCAACUCAGAAUAUUCUGUGAAUCUGUGAAAAUGUUACACACUCCCAGGAAUUUAGAUGCAUGUGAGGUGUGCAGUGGCACCUUUCCACCACUUGAAGAAGCCUUUCCAGUGUGCUGUGUAUAGGCAGUAUGACAGCUGAAGAGGGUAAUGAAGUUUGGGUAGCAAAGCCUUUUCUACCUUAAUGCAAAAAAAUAGCAUUUUAAGAAAUGGUUGUGAUAAUGUUAUUUGAAAUACAAGUUAAUUUAUUAUUUAAUUAUUAUUAAAACCUAAGCACGACCUUAUCCUAAUUGCUGAUUUUUCUGCCACUGUUCCUCUAUCCUCCCCAGUUCUUGCUAGUUUAUGGCCAUGUUUGUAGAAGGCAGUGAUGUAUUGUGGAAUUAAAUCUUUGGUUUUUCUGCU